CAUGCAACUGCACUAAACAUAGAUUGUUACCGGCAAAUCGCACCAUUCCACAAUCGAUUCUUGCAUCCCAUGGACAUCCCUGACGAAAUGCAUGUCGUUUUGGCUAUAGUUUUUUCCCUUCUAGCGCUCCGCAUCGUUAACAAACUUGUCAAAUCUGACAACAAAACGGCCACCGGAAGCCGAACCCUGGAACUGCCCGGGGCAUGGCCUCUGGUAGGCCACCUCCACCUCCUCUGGGGCCCGGGGCCGGCCUUUCGGAAGCUCGGGGCAAUGGCCGAUGCGCUUGGGCCGGUGUUCUCGCUCCAGCUUGGCGUCCACCGUGUGGUUGUCCUGAGCAGCCGGGAGGCCGCCAGGGAGUGCCUCACCUCAAACGACCGCGCGCUCGCCUCCAGGCCGGACAUUGCGGCUGGCCGGCACAUGGGCUACAACAGUGCCGUGCUCGGGCUCGCCCCCUACGGCCCCUACCUCCGCCUCGUCCGCAAGAUCGCCACCCUCGAGCUCUUCUCGAGCCAGCGCCUCAAGGAGCUGCGCCCGGUUAGGAGCUCCGAGGUCGACGCCCUCACUAAGGAGCUGUGGCAUCAACCCGCCAGCAGCGGAGUGGCGAUCGGCGAGAAGUUGGAGCACAUGACGUUCAACAUGAACCUGAGGAUAAUAACCGGGAACAGGUACAAGGACGAGGAGUUCGAGGAGGUCGGGUCAGACGCGUGGAGGUUCAAGAAAGCGAUCAACAAGGCGUUGCAUCUUUGCGGGGUGUUCGUGCUCUCGGACGCGAUUCCGUGGCUGGAGUGGCUUGAUUUUCAGGGGCACGUGAGGUCCAUGAAAGAGACGGGCCGUGAGCUAGACUCUGUGCUCGAGAAGUGGCUGCGACAGCACCUUGAGAAGAGGUCAAACAAAGGGAUCCAUGUUGAUGGUGGUGACGCCGAUUUCAUGGACCUUCUGUUGGAGAGCCUGCCCGAAGACGAUGUGGUGUUAGGCCACGAGCGUAAGGACAUAAUCAAAGCCACAGCUUUGAUCCUGAUAAUGACUGGGACAGAGAGCACAUCCAUCACAAUGACAUGGGCACUCUCGCUCCUCCUCAACCACCCAGCCGCUCUCAAAUCCGCCCAGCAGGAGCUCGACACCGUCAUCGGACGAGAAAAAUGGGUCCAAGAGUCCGACAUUAGCAAUCUCAAAUACGUCCAAGCCAUUGUCAAAGAGACCCUCCGCUUAUACCCGCCAGCUCCUCUGACGGGGAUCAGAGAAGCCAUGGAGGACUGUUACAUCAGCGGCUGUCACGUUCCUAAGGGCACUCGAGUGCUCAUCAACAUUUGGAAGUUACAAAGAGACCCUCGGGUCUGGCCGGAGCCUGACGCGUUCCUGCCGGAGCGAUUCUUGGAGGAGCACAAGGAAGUAGACCUGAGAGCUAAGAACUUCGAGUUUAUUCCGUUCAGUUCGGGCAGGAGGUCUUGCCCGGGGGCCACACUGGGGUUGCAGGUGGUUGAAUUCACGCUGGCCCGGAUCCUUCAAGGAUUCGAGGUGACACUGGCUGAGGGGGCAAGGGUGGACAUGGAGGAAGGGCCCGGCAUUGCCCUGCCCAAGGUGAACCCGCUCCGAGUUGCGCUGCAGCCACGCCUUCCGCUUCAUCUAUUCGAGGGCCUCUAAGUGGAGGGAAGGGGAUAAUAUGACCGGAGCUCUUUUUUAUGAAUACCUUCCUAGCUGUAUUGUUAUCAUUUAGUACUUCAAUGUAAUGGAUGAAAGUGGUUCUCUUUCCUUUUUCCUCUUUUUUUCUUUUUAAUCUACGAAAUGUGUAAUGAAUAAUGGAUUAAAUAAAAAGGAUUCUGUUAAACACUUCAUUAGAAGUAUUAA
Messenger RNA from Eucalyptus grandis, 1845 nucleotides. Its product is annotated as dimethylnonatriene synthase. The transcript is spliced from 3 exons. Gene Ontology annotation, molecular function: oxidoreductase activity, acting on paired donors, with incorporation or reduction of molecular oxygen; iron ion binding; heme binding. Lineage: Eukaryota; Viridiplantae; Streptophyta; Magnoliopsida; Myrtales; Myrtaceae. Bases 70 to 1641 code for a protein of 523 amino acids. The record is from RefSeq and is a predicted model, not a curated record. Gene Ontology annotation, biological process: defense response to other organism.